AAGCCUGUAAUUUAGUUAGCAUAGUACUAGUCCCGGAAGAGUCUUGAUAGUUGUUAUAUCAAUUUGGGCAUGUUCUUUCUUUACAACUAGUUUUCUAUAAACAAAAACUCCUCGUGAUGAGCCACAAUUCAAAACACGUCUCCGGUCACCAAGAUUCUAGGGGGAUCAUGUACUGAUGUAAGCCCGCGAUGAGACAGAAGUCAAAACACAUGUCUCCACCAGCACAUGGUUUGUCUUUAAGAAGGCUCGCGGCAGCGGAAGACCCUGCCAUUAACCAGCUCCAUCAGCUCUGCUGCCUGGAGGUGUGCUAGUAUCUGUUCAACGAAGCAAGCGUGUGGCCAUGGCGAUGUUCACCAGAGCCUUGCAAUUGGCUCUCAGGGAGAAGAGGAGCAGGAUCAUUGGGGAUCGCCGUCAGGCUUCCUCGCCAAUUCCUUCUCAUCCUCGGCUCCGAGCUCCCAGAGUCCGCAGAGGUGAUGUACACAGUAGUGCUCUGUUUUCCUACAUCGGAGAUGGAUGCAUGGAGGUGAAGUGUCAUGUGGAAUUAUUGGUGGCCUGUAGGCUGGCCGGGAAAGUCGCCGUCAUCACCGGUGGCGCGAGCGGCAUAGGCAAGGCGACCGCCGCCGAGUUCGUCAGGAACGGCGCCAAGGUGGUGAUCGCCGACAUCCAGGACGACCUGGGCCACGCCGUGGCCAAGGAGCUCGGCGGCCCGGGCGCGGCAUGCUACACCCGCUGCGACGUGGCCGACGAGGCGCAGGUCGCGGCGGCCGUGGACCUCGCGGUCGCCCGCCACGGGCACCUCGACGUCAUGUUCAACCACGCCGGCAUCGGGGGCGCCACGGGGACGCCGCCGCCGCUGGGCGCCGUGGACCUCGCGGACUUCGACCGCGUGAUGGCGGUCAACGCCCGGGGCGUGCUGGCGGGGCUCAAGCACGCGGCGCGGGUCAUGGUCCCGCGCCGCCGCGGCAGCAUCAUCUGCACCGCGAGCGUCGCCGCGCUGCUGGGCGGCGUGGCCACCCCGGCGUACGGCGCGUCCAAGGCGGCGGUGCUGGGGCUGGUGCGCGCCGCGGCAGCGGAGCUGGCGCGCUCCGGCGUGCGCGUGAACGCCAUCUGCCCCAGCGCCAUCGUGACGCCCAUGUGCCUGCAGAGCCUCGGGUCGUGGCUCCCCGGGAUGAGCCCGGAGGAGAUCAAGCGGAUGGUGGAGGUCGACACGAACCCGAUGGCCGGGACGGUGCUCGAGGCGGAGGACAUCGCGAGGGCGGCGCUGUACCUGGCGUCCGACGAGGCCAAGUACGUGAACGGGCACAACUUCGUCAUCGACGGCGGCUUGUCGGUUUCGGUGGGCAAGACAGCCUAGUAAAGAUGCCGGCGCCACCAUGCCGUGAAGCAAGGAUCAAUCAGCUGCCGAUUAAUUUCGGGGGCUAUUGGCCCUGUUUGAUUCUGCUUUUGUGAACCUCUGAGAAGUAGGAUUCGGAGAUUAUGCUAUCCGGAGAAUCGGCUCUCUAAAUAAGCUGAUUAUUUGACAAUUCUAAUUAUUUCGAGUCGAUUCUCUGAGUUGAGGGGUAAAAUAUCUAAAAUGCCCCUAAGGCUGAUAAUAUUUCUUUUAUAUUGAAUACAAGCAUAUAUUUCUAAAGCAAGGAUUGUUUCUUUGGUCC
Panicum virgatum (switchgrass) is the source of this 1652-nucleotide messenger RNA. Its product is annotated as momilactone A synthase-like. Lineage: Eukaryota; Viridiplantae; Streptophyta; Magnoliopsida; Poales; Poaceae. The transcript has 2 exons. Gene Ontology annotation, molecular function: oxidoreductase activity. The record is from RefSeq and is a predicted model, not a curated record. Bases 341 to 1354 code for a protein of 337 amino acids.